AGGUCAGGAGAGCAUCUGCAGCACUGGAUUUAUUGACCGCGUCCUUCUGGGAUUUAUCUGCCUCAAGAUUCCCUCUCUUGAUCGGAUGAAAUAAAAAGAAGAAUGCAUGGACUAAACCAGCGCUGUGUUUACAUAUCUUUUCAUUUUUUCGUGCUGUGGUGCCAUGCACAGGGGGAGAAUCACCCGUCUCCUAAUUUUAAGCAGUAUGUGAGGACGCAGGGCGCGGUGACGGACCAGCUGAGCCGCAGACAGGUCAGGGUGUACCAGCUCUACAGCCGCACCAGCGGGAAACACGUCCAGAUUCAGGGCAAAAGGGUCACCGCCACCGCUGAGGAUGGAAAUAUGUACGCUCGACUUUUUGUUGAGACGGAUACCUUUGGCAGUCGAGUGAGGAUACGAGGCGCGGAAAGCGGCCGCUACCUCUGCAUGAACCGGAAGGGGAAACUCGUCGGAAAGCCCAAUGGCCGGAGCAGGGACUGUAUCUUCACAGAGAUAGUACUGGAGAACAAUUACACGGCCUUCCAGAAUGCCAAGUAUGAAGGCUGGUAUGUGGCUUUCACGCGGAAAGGGAGGCCCAUCAAAGCCUCCAGGACCAGGGAGAACCAGAGAGAGGUACAUUUCAUCAAGAGGCUACAUACGGGCCCGCCUCCCUUCCCCAACACGGACCAAAGCAAACACUUUGAGUUCAUUCGAUUUCCGGCCACACGUCGAGCGAAGCGGAACAGGAAAUCACGUACCUCUUCCUAA
Messenger RNA from Chelmon rostratus (copperband butterflyfish), 747 nucleotides. RefSeq names its product fibroblast growth factor 17 (gene fgf17). The record is from RefSeq and is a predicted model, not a curated record. Gene Ontology annotation, cellular component: cytoplasm. NCBI's taxonomy places the organism in Eukaryota, Metazoa, Chordata, Actinopteri, Chaetodontiformes, Chaetodontidae. Gene Ontology annotation, molecular function: type 1 fibroblast growth factor receptor binding; type 2 fibroblast growth factor receptor binding; growth factor activity. The coding region runs from base 103 to 747 and encodes 214 amino acids. The transcript has 5 exons. Gene Ontology annotation, biological process: cell differentiation; fibroblast growth factor receptor signaling pathway; positive regulation of protein phosphorylation.